Clunio marinus is the source of this 2489-nucleotide messenger RNA. The record is from the annotation of a GenBank genome assembly. Lineage: Eukaryota; Metazoa; Arthropoda; Insecta; Diptera; Chironomidae.
AAGAAAAAGUUUUCAUUUAUUCAGCUUCACCUUUGUCUCCUUAAAAUUUUCAAUUUACCAGUCAUCACCUUCCACUCAUCUCCACACAUCCCUUCUGCAGUUAGCUUUGGUUAUAGAAUUAUUAAAAUCAAAGAAUUUGUGACUGAAAUAUUGAAGAAAAUUAAUAAAAACAAAAAGAAGUGUUUAGUGAGUUGCUACGCAAACAAUCAACAGAUAAUUUUUCCAGCUAAAAGCUUUUUUCUUAUUUUGCAAGUUAAUAAAAGCAGAAAUCCUGUUCACCAUAAGUCAAGAAAGUGAAAUUGUCAUAGCAGUCGACAUGCCGGAUUUCGGGGUUUAUCCACUUCAAUCCGAGUCGCUUUCACAAGAUGAAUCCGAGUCGACAUUUGAGAACAAGUCAGGAUUGGCGGAAGACUUAAAAUUCCUUGCGUCAAUGCCUGAGCUUUGUGAUGUGACAUUUCUUGUUGGUGAAACACGCGAGCCCGUGUGCGCUGUCAAAGCAAUUCUCGCUGCUCGAUCGCGAAUCUUUCAUAAAUUGCUUUAUCAACAGCAAGCAUCACCCCAAAGAAAAAAUCAACCCAACCCACCACCCGUCCGCGAAAACAAAUUACGCUUGUUUUUAAAACGAUCAUCUGAACCUUUAUUAAAUCUUCAAAAUGAAUCACAAAAGAGAACGCUCGUCUCCCAGCCAACCUUAAUGCCCACAAUCUACGAGCCUGGCUGUCAAACUCAUCAGACUUUGAUAAUCGAAGAAUUUGAACCCGAUGUUUUCCGUCAAAUGAUUGAAUACAUUCACACGGGUAGCGUGACGUUGCAACCUCGUACACUUCUCGGCGUUAUGAAUGCAGCUGAUUACUACGGUUUGGAAGAAUUGAAACGAGCUUGUAAUGGCUUUGUUCAACAAGGGUGCAUCACUGUCGAUACGGUGUGUGCAUUGUUGAGCUCUGCUGAACGCUACAUACAUUUUAAAUGUACAAAGUCAUUGGUUCAAAGAGUCCUUGAGUUUGUCGACGAACAUGGAACGGAAGUCCUUAAUCUUGGUUCAUUUACUUUAUUGCCGCAACAUGUCGUUCGUUUGAUACUCGCACGCGAGGAACUACGAGCUGAAGAGUUUACAAAGUUUCAAGCAGCAUUAAUGUGGAGUAAGAAAUAUUGUGAUUCAAAUCCUAACACGCAGUUGAAAGAGAUCAUGGGAACUUUUCUUGCCAAUAUCUUCUUCCAUAAGAUCCCAGCAAAUGUUUUAAUGCGAGAAAUUUAUCCGCUCAAUGUGGUCCCACAAACAAUCCUAAUGAAUGCGUUGGCUUAUCAGGCAGACCCAAACUCCAUUGACGAACUUACCAUCUCUCCCAACGCAAAUCGAAUAAGAAAAUCGCAGGGUCGUUCCAUGUCAAUUCAAAGCUCCGACAAUGGAUCAAAUAUCACGUUGCUGUCGAGUAGUGGUGGCAGUAGCGGUGAACAUUAACAACUAGACAUAGCUUUAACUGUUUUAAGUGAUGUUAUUCUUUGAGAUACUUUGACACUCAAAGAUUUUAAUUGAUAUCAUGGGUAAGAUGAAUUGUUUGUUAUUGUCAUAUUAUUAUACAUAAUAUUGAUUUGUAAUCAACUGAUAAAUAUUUGAUAUGAAAUGAAUUAAGAAAGUCAUGAAAAAACAAACAAAUGUUGAGAUAUUUUAUGUGAAAUAGAAAAAAAACAUUGAUUAUGUUUACACUUUUCAAUGUUGAAGGUUUUCUUUGAAGUUUUUCCGAUGAAUAAAGAAAAAAAAUCUUGAUUGACAUUUGAGAUUUAUCAAAGGAAAACGUCAAAGGAAAUGUUUAAAGUAGAAAGUUGUGAAUGUUUAAAGUUUGAUGUAAAAUUUAUGAAAGUGUUAUUAUGUAAGUCAAAAUGAUAAAAGUUAUCAAUGAGAAUACUUUCAAUACAAAUUAGGUAACUUUCAACCUCAUGUUAGAAGUUUAAAAAAUGUGUUUGAAAAAUCAAAAAAUGAAAUUUUCUGAUUGAAAAUUACAAAAUAAAUUCUUUUUGUGAUUCUUCUGACACAUUCCUUGAAGCCUAAAUGUUAAGCAGAGCCAUCAACUAAAACUCUUUACAAGAUUUCCCUUUUUUCUCCUUAAAGGCUCUAAUAGUAAAAGUACGUACAAGUGAACUGCUUUAAAAUGACUCUAAAACUUUUAUAUAUGAAAAUUGUGGUUUUAUAAUGAAAGACGAGAUAAUUCUUUGACUUCUUCUUUCAUUUUUUGCUAACGACAAAAAGAAAUAUUAUCGCGUAGAAAGAAUUUACAUAAACCUAGUUGUAGUUGAACAUAAAAAUUAUAUAUUUGAAUAUGUACGAUAGAAUCGUGUCGUACAAAGCUGGAUUAGGGGCCGUUUAUAUAUCUGUAGCUUAAAUGUACAUUACUUAAAUGACAAUUUAUGUAAGAAAAUAUUUAAUAAAAUGAAAAGGAGAAAAUAAAUAAAAAGAAAUAAACACAAAUAAAUAUGGAAGCAUAAAUAUUAAG